CCUGCAAAUGAAAUCAAACCCGGGGCAAGCCCCGGGCCUCGCCCGCCGGCCGCUCCUCCGGUCAACCAGGCGGAGCUUCGCGGCUCAGGGAGCUCCCACCACGCCGUCCUCCAGGCUGCGCGCGGUACCACGCGGCUCCCUGCCCGCAGCGCUGCCGCUCUGUGGCUUUUGGGGCGUCCAGGACCCUCCGAUCUGUUUCAGCGUAAAAUCCGGCGUCCCGGGGUGGACCGAGGUGUGGGGGAGCCGGGCGCCCCCGCCUGCCGUGGCCCCGGGGUGCCGCCCGCGCGGCUGGGAGCACCUGGCCCGGGGCACCCGGCCUCCAAGACUGGAACCCGCCCCGGCCCCGCCCUCGCCUGGCCCUCGCCCUCGGGGCCGCCGGGGUGCGGACUCCGAGCGGGCGGCGGCGGCUCAGCCUCCGAGGUCCAGCCUCACCCUGACUGAAAGGAGAAACAGCUUGUUUUUUGCAGUUGGGGCCAGUCAUCCUAGACCCAGACCCCUGCGGGAAAUACGAGGAGCAAAGACAAACCCCACUACAAGAGGCCACAGUGGUGCCAGGAUGAAGAAAUUAGCGUAACUCAGCCGGAGAGAUCUUGCUGGAGGCUGAAGCCCCAAGGGGUGGCCACCACAACUUAUCAAGCUCUUUCCAAGGUCAGGCCCAGGGCUCAGAACUGAGCGUGCCGGGAUCACACUCUGUGGAGGAUGAGGCUCCUCCGCAGACGCCAUAUGCCUCUGCGCCUGGCCAUGGCAGGCAGCAUCUUCAUGCUCUACCUCUUCAUCCGACAAAAAGAUGAAAGCAACAGAGAGCAGGCCACAGAGAAACUAUGGCUGAAGUCUCUGGUGGGCCAGAAGGAUCAUGUCCUGGAUCUCAUGCUAGGGGCUGUGAACAACCUUAGAGAUUCAAUGCCCAAGCUCCAGAUCAGAGCUCCGGAACUGCAGCAGCCUCUGGUCACCAUAAACCAGUCUUGCCCCACUGGGUUCUACAGCCCAAGUGAGCUAAAGCCUUACUGGGAACGGCCACCGCAGGACCCCAACAGCCCUGGGGCAGAUGGGAAAGCAUUUCAGAAGAGUGACUGGACACCGCAGGAGACCCAGGAAAAAGAAGAGGGCUAUAAGAAGCACUGCUUCAACGCCUUUGCCAGUGACCGGAUCUCCCUGCAGAGAGCCCUGGGUCCUGACACCCGCCCUUCUGAAUGUAUCCACCAGAAGUUCCGACGCUGUCCCCCUCUGCCCACCACUAGCGUCAUCAUUGUCUUCCACAAUGAGGCCUGGUCCACACUGCUGCGAACAGUGUACAGUGUCCUACACACCAGCCCUGCCACCUUACUGAAGGAGAUCAUACUGGUGGAUGAUGCCAGCACUGACGAAUACUUGAAGGAUGAGCUGGAGCGGUAUGUGCAGCAGCUACAGAUCGUGAAGGUGGUGCGGCAGGAGGAGCGCAAGGGGCUGAUCACUGCCCGGCUGCUGGGGGCCAGUGUGGCCCAGGCAGAGGUGCUGACGUUCCUGGAUGCCCACUGCGAGUGCUUCCAUGGCUGGCUGGAGCCCCUCCUGGCUCGAAUUGCUGAGAACAAGAUGGCAGUGGUGAGCCCAGACAUCGUCACCAUUAACUUGAAUACCUUCGAGUUCUCCAAGCCCAUCCCUGAGGGCAGAAUCCAUAGCCGGGGCAACUUUGACUGGAUCCUGACCUUCGGCUGGGAGGCUCUACCUGCACAUGAGAAGCAGAGGCGCAAAGAUGAGACCUACCCCAUCAAAUCCCCGACGUUUGCUGGUGGCCUCUUCUCCAUCUCCAAGUCCUACUUUGAGCACAUCGGUACCUAUGAUAAUCAGAUGGAGAUCUGGGGAGGGGAGAACGUGGAAAUGUCCUUCCGGGUGUGGCAGUGUGGGGGCCAGCUGGAGAUCAUCCCCUGCUCUGUGGUAGGCCACGUGUUCCGUACCAAGAGCCCCCACACCUUCCCCAAGGGCACCAGUGUCAUUGCUCGCAACCAAGUGCGCCUGGCUGAGGUGUGGAUGGAUGACUACAAGAAGAUUUUCUAUAGGAGAAAUCUGCAGGCAGCAAAGAUAGCCCAAGAGAAAUCCUUUGGUGACAUUUCGGAACGACUGCAGCUGAGGGAACGACUACACUGUCACAACUUUUCCUGGUUCUUGAGCAACAUCUACCCAGAGAUGUUUGUUCCUGACCUGAGUCCAACCUUCUAUGGAGCCAUCAAGAACCUCGGCAUCAAUCAAUGCCUGGAUGUGGGUGAGAACAACCGAGGAGGGAAACCCCUCAUCAUGUACUCCUGCCAUGGCCUUGGCGGCAAUCAGUACUUUGAGUAUACGACCCAGAGAGAGCUUCGUCACAACGUUGCUAAACAGCUGUGCCUCCAUGCCAGGGCCGGCACACUGGGCCUUAGGGCCUGUCACUUCACUGGCAAAAAUAGCCAAGUGCCCAAGGAGGAGGAAUGGGAGUUGACCCAGGAUCAGCUCAUCAGGAACUCAGGAUCUGGUACCUGCCUGAUAUCCCAGGACAAAACGCCAGCCAUGGCCCCAUGCAAUCCCAGUGACUUCCACCAGCGCUGGCUCUUUGUCUAGGCCUGCGAUCAUCUCCACUGUAUGAUCCCCUUACAACCCCCAAGUCUUCUCAGGAAACAGGAUUGCAGGUGUCUGGGAACCUGAUCAUCUGUCCUCUGUAGGCCUUCAAGAAGGAUUUGUAAAUGAAAUGGGUGUCAAGGCAGAAGCUACUUGCCCCUUGCAACAACUCUGGGCCCAUUUUCUUUCUCCACACUGACAGAAGAGACUGUGUGGACAUGCCUAGAGCUUUUCUUCUGUUCUUGCAAAAAGGCCUCCAGGGCAGAGGGCAGGCCAAGGGCAGCAACUCUACAGUCAAGAAGAAUACCUCUGCAGCCCUAUCCUGAAGCCUUGAUCAGCCAAAGCACCUACAGAAUUUAGUGAAAUAAUGUGAUCUAAUAGAGGGUUUUGAGGUCAAAGAGAGCCUCCCUUGCUAAUAAUACCUGGUGUGUAGAACUGACUACAUUUAUGGAAAGCAUCCAUUGAGCUUUCCUUUAUCUGAAUUCAUUUGCACAAUAAUCCUGUGAGAAAGACAGGGUGAGAUCUACUGUACCCAUCUUAUAGGUAAGAGAGUAGAAGCGGGGAUAAAGUAUGCCUACAGUUGCAUAACUAGUGGCUGGCUGAAGCUGACACUGAGGCUCAGUCUUCAAUGCUGACCAUGGAUCAUUUCACUGUGCCACAAGAACACUAGACACCUAGCCAGGAGUUUCCCACUCCCUCUCUGCCCUGUUAUCUCCGAGCUACUGUUAGCCUAGAUGAAGUCAAUAAGAGUCCUAGCAAGAUGGAGGGAGCAGGUGUGGCAUCUGUAAUCCCAGCACUUGGUAGGCUGAGGCAGGAGGAUCACGGAGUUCCAGGCCCUCCAGAAAUGCAUGAGAAACCCUGUCUCAAAAAAAAAGAAAAAGACUGAGGAAGCAGGGUCAUUGCGCAGUCAAGCAAGACUGAUUUCAUCUGUGAUGUAUGCAUUAAGUCCUGGUGUGAAGCAGGCCUGAUGUGUGUACUAGCUCUUCCAGCAAUAUGGACCCCGCUGCAGCUGGCUGCUCUGUCUGAUACAGCCCUCUGUCUGGAAGAAGUCUCUCGACGUCAGAAACAGGCUGUGGCCACAUGAGGGUGCCAUGGGACCAUUUCUGCUCCUGUUCGCACGAGCUGGCAGGAGAUCCCUGGAAGCCUUCAGCACCCAGUAAAGACACUCUGAGGUGCCCAGCCAAAGGAAAAGGAGAACCUAGGGAAAAAGGAGAAAAUUCUGUUUCUGAAAGAGAAGAGUUGGACAUCCCUGUGGAAAUAAAGGUUUCAUGGCAUUGGUAGAA
Molecule: messenger RNA, 3848 nt
Organism: Cavia porcellus (domestic guinea pig)
Lineage: Eukaryota; Metazoa; Chordata; Mammalia; Rodentia; Caviidae
Gene: Galnt6
Product: polypeptide N-acetylgalactosaminyltransferase 6
Exons: 13
Coding region: 700-2568 (622 amino acids)
Biological process (GO): protein O-linked glycosylation
Cellular component (GO): Golgi apparatus
Molecular function (GO): polypeptide N-acetylgalactosaminyltransferase activity
Source: RefSeq, a predicted model, not a curated record